AUGGCCUUCACUUUCGCUGCUUUCUGCUACAUGCUCUCGCUGGUGCUGUGCGCUGCCCUCAUCUUCUUCGCCAUCUGGCACAUAAUUGCCUUUGAUGAGUUAAGAACGGAUUUUAAGAGCCCCAUCGACCAGUGCAACCCUCUUCACGCAAGGGAACGGCUGAGGAACAUUGAGCGAAUAUGCUUCCUUCUGCGAAAGCUGGUGCUGCCAGAAUACUCCAUCCACAGCCUCUUCUGCAUCAUGUUCCUGUGUGCUCAGGAGUGGCUCACCCUGGGGCUCAAUGUCCCUCUGCUCUUCUAUCACUUCUGGAGGUAUUUCCACUGUCCAGCAGACAGCUCCGAGCUCGCCUAUGACCCACCGGUGGUCAUGAACGCAGACACCUUGAGUUACUGUCAGAAGGAGGCGUGGUGUAAGCUGGCCUUCUAUCUCCUCUCCUUCUUCUACUACCUUUACUGCAUGAUCUACACUUUAGUGAGCUCUUAACUCGAAGACCACGC
Molecule: messenger RNA, 497 nt
Organism: Budorcas taxicolor (takin)
Lineage: Eukaryota; Metazoa; Chordata; Mammalia; Artiodactyla; Bovidae
Gene: CNIH3
Product: cornichon family AMPA receptor auxiliary protein 3
Exons: 6
Coding region: 1-483 (160 amino acids)
Biological process (GO): regulation of AMPA receptor activity; vesicle-mediated transport
Cellular component (GO): synapse; dendrite
Source: RefSeq, a predicted model, not a curated record